UCGAGCCGCCAGCACCGACUUUUAUACCCUUCUAAUCUUUACCGAUCGCGAAUCUGUCACUUCGAACUUUUCUCUAUUUCGCGGACUUCAUUUUCGUAUCCUAUCUUCGGAUUCGACCACUCCUUUAUUUUCUUCUCGAUUGCGUUCUCCUUCGCGUUAUCUUGUCUUUUAAUUUUUCCAUCAAACUUUAUCAAGAUUCUCUGUCACAUACAUCAACAUUCUUCGAGUAUACAGUCAACUUUCGUGGAAGAAGGUUCUGACAUUUAACUUCUGGACCUCGAAAAUCCUGGACCACGAAACAAGUGACAGGAAACGCAUCAAAAAUGCGAUCGUGGGAAAGCUUGCGGAGCGUUGUUUUCUUCCUGCUGCUGUCCGUCGUGAAAGGAUUGCCAGACUUUACGGGAAUACGACCCGGUCCGUAUUGCGCCGAAAGAUAUCCACGGGGCAGUUGCUGCCCGGGUCGUCAGGAUGACUGCAGCGCUCCGAUUCUCACCACGUUAUGCUACUGCGACGAUUUUUGCGACCGGAUCAGGGAAGAGGACUGUUGUCCGGACUACUGGAGCCACUGUAAGGGAAUCGAGCCCAACAUCACCAUACCACCGCCCCCGGAAAUAAGACAAUGCCUCUACCAAGGGAAGUACUACACUCAUGGGCAGACUUUUAAGAGCAACUGCAACGUAUGCAAAUGUUCCGCGGUGGGCAGACGCGCAGAGGUACUGUGCGAGCAGAACCGGUGUUUACAGGAGCCAGAUUUGAUCGACGAAGUGAACGCGAUGCCAUUAAACUGGAGGGCCCGAAACUACUCCGAAUUUAAUGGCAGAACGUUGAAGGACGGCAUGCGACUCCGCUUGGGCACGUUGAAUCCAUCGCGAUCGGUUUACCGGAUGAACGCUGUGCGACGAAUUUACGAUCCGGAAUCCCUGCCACGUGAAUUCGAUUCCAGGACCCGUUGGCCACGGGACAUAUCGAAGAUCACCGAUCAAGGAUGGUGCGGUGCAUCCUGGGCAAUUUCCUCCGCACAGGUCGCGUCCGAUAGAUUCGCGAUUAUGAGCAAAGGCACGGACGCUGUUGAACUCAGCGCGCAACAUUUGCUUUCUUGCAACAACAGGGGACAACAGGGUUGCAGCGGAGGGCACUUGGACAGAGCUUGGAUGUUCAUGCGCAGAUUUGGAUUGGUCGACGAAAACUGCUACCCUUGGAAAGCGAGCACCGAGACAUGCAGACUUCGAAAGAGGACCGAUUUAAGAAGCGCUGGUUGCGCUCCUCCGCCUAAUCCUCUUCGAACAGAAUUGUACAAAGUGGGACCCGCUUAUCGACUUGCUAACGAGACAGACAUUAUGCAAGAGAUUCUUACGUCAGGACCUGUCCAAGCCACGAUGAGAGUCUAUCAAGACUUUUUCUCCUAUGAAUCCGGAGUGUACAAGCACUCGGUAACGGCGGAACUCUACGAAUCCGACUACCAUUCGGUUAGGAUAAUCGGAUGGGGAGAGGAACCUCCCACGUACUCUCGCAAUACACCACUUAAAUAUUGGCUGGUCGCCAACUCUUGGGGUCAGCAAUGGGGUGAGAACGGCCUGUUCCGAAUUCAGAAAGGCACGAACGAGUGCGAGAUCGAAUCGUUCGUGCUGGGCGUAUGGGCGAAGACCGUUUAAUUUUGGGGAAAACGUUUCCUCGUCGCGAUACCGAACUGUUACGCUUCCGAACGACACUCGUCGUUCGCCGAAAACUUUAAUGACGGACUAGACGAAUAGACAGUGCAUUUAUCGAAUCAUCUGCUGCCGAUCAGUGUUCCAGACUGUCGUUCAAUACCGCUCCGCGCGGUAGGACUCAACCGUCGAUAUCAUCUACGAAGCGAUUAAUUUCUCGUUAGAUCGUAUUUCUAGUAAUCGCGUUGUAUCGAUUCGUGGCAAAUUGCGAAUGAAUUUGCGCGAAAUCACGAUUGCCAAAUACUUUGUAAUCGUACGAUACUUGUGUUUACGUAUGCGAAUGACAACGUAAUAUUAACGUUAUUAAUAAUAAAAUAUCAAACACUUAUUUAA
Messenger RNA from Megachile rotundata (alfalfa leafcutting bee), 2039 nucleotides. Its product is annotated as tubulointerstitial nephritis antigen-like. Lineage: Eukaryota; Metazoa; Arthropoda; Insecta; Hymenoptera; Megachilidae. Gene Ontology annotation, molecular function: cysteine-type peptidase activity. The record is from RefSeq and is a predicted model, not a curated record. Gene Ontology annotation, biological process: proteolysis.